Messenger RNA from Liolophura sinensis, 2871 nucleotides. Its product is annotated as calcium-activated chloride channel regulator 1-like. Lineage: Eukaryota; Metazoa; Mollusca; Polyplacophora; Chitonida; Chitonidae. The record is from RefSeq and is a predicted model, not a curated record. The transcript has 15 exons. Bases 1 to 2871 code for a protein of 956 amino acids.
AUGGUGGGAUCUGUGGCUUUGGAGAGCGGUUACUCAAGAAACAGUGCUGUUGUGGCUAUCUUUCUAGUGGUCAGUAUUGGCCAUUGGCCAGUGUCUGAAGCUUGUGGACGACAGGCUGUUAAGUUGGAAUAUAAUGGCUACAGACACAUCCUUAUCGCCAUUGGUGACAAUGUUCCCGAGGACCCCGACCUGCUAGACAGAAUCCAAUACGUGUUCACCAAGGCAUCGGCAUUUCUUUAUGAAAUAACCAAAAAACGCGCUUUUUUCGAGAAGAUUACUGUGUUAGUACCGAAAAGCUGGUCAAACAAAACAAAUUAUGCUCCUGCCACCGAAGAAGCCAUAGACCUAAGCGACAUCAACGUGGACAGGUUAAACCCUGAACAGGGACACAAGCCUUUCGUUAUCCAUGUCAGACAAUGUGGAGAACGCGGCUGGAAAAUGCAACUCACACCCGAGUACUUGAAGGAUGCCGCCAUAGCCGAACAAUACGGAACAUAUGAAAAGGUUAUAGUUCACGAGUGGGCUCAUUUACGAUACGGGGUGUUUAACGAGUACCCAGAAGACUUUCCGAAAUUUUAUGCUGCUGAGAACGGAGACAUAGAAGGGACGAGAUGUUCCAAGGCUCUGAAAGGAAAGCGUUUUGAUUAUGUGAAAGACAGCGAUAUCUGUGAUUUCGAGAAUGGUUUGCCCACGGCAUCCUGUCAGUUCAAGGACGACCAAGAGGUCUCUGGGAAGUACGGCUCGCUGAUGUACAGCCAUAAGCUGGAUCACGUGAUCUGGUUUUGUGACAACGACACAAACUCUCCGAACACUUUACACAAUCGCCAGGCCCCCAAUGCACAAAACAAGAAGUGUGAUGGAAAGAGCGUUUGGGAAGUUCUAAGGAGCCAUAAAGAUUUUGCAGAGGGCGCAAAUAAGCCACGUGACGUUCCGAGCACGGUGCCUAAGUUUCACUUUGUCAAGGAGUACAGGAGAAAACGGAUAGUGAUCGUUUUGGAUAUCUCUGGCAGCAUGAAAGACAACAACAAGAUACAAAAGCUGGCACAGAGUGUGGCCAUUUAUAUCCAGCACGUGCCUGUAGAUGGUGAUCUGGUGGGAAUGGUAUGGUUCAACAGUACAGCUACCAUCAUGUCUAAUCUAAUCGAGGUGAAAAGCUCCACACGUGAUCAGCUCCUGAAAUUGAUCCCGAAGAAAGCCGAUGGGGGGACAAGUAUAGGAGAUGGACUACUGAAGGGCAUAGAGGCGUUGUCAAGUAGGGGAGACAAUCCGGCAAGGGGCCGAAUACUGUUGGUGACUGACGGCGAAGAAACAGAGUCUCCAUACGUGGCUAGCGUCACCAGCCAGAUUAUCUCCAAAGCCAUUAUUGUUGACGCGAUUGCCGUUACCGAGGAAGCGGAUCAACAGAUUGAAGAGCUGGUUGAAAACACGACAGGUUCUAUUUAUUACUUUUCCAACAGAGUAUUCUCCAACGUCUUAAAUGAAGCCUUAAUUACCAUAGGACAACAGGGAACAGAUGUUAGGAAUAGGCAAAUACUGUUGUCGAGUGAGUCGGUCACAAUCAAGGGAAACCACUUUUACGAGGACAAUGUUGUCAUCGACUCAUCCAUCGGCAGAAAGACAGAGUUUCUGAUAGCUCACUCUUCGAACAAUAUCACCAUCGAGAUGAUGACGCCGUCUCGCCGUAAAAUAUCACGCAAUGAUGCCGAAUAUAAUACAGACAAUGUAUUCAACUUUACCCGGAUACAAAUUCCCGGAGUUGCAGAGAAAGGCUAUUGGACAUUAAACAUCACGAACCCCACUUCAGUAGAUGAAAAUGUGACAAUAACUGCGGUAUCAGGCGCAACAGAUAAUGAUGAUCCAAUCGUUACCACAGCAGCUUGGAUUAAGAGAACUCUCCUUUUUCCAGAUGAGCGUCAAAUACUAUACGUCAGUGUGUCCAAAGGCCUGUCUCCUGUGCUACACGCUAACGUGACGGCCAUAUUGGAAAGACCGGAUUAUUCUAAUGUAACAGCGCCCCCUAUACAUCUUCCUGUCAGAGAUAAUGGUGCCGGUGCCGACGUAGAGAAGGACGAUGGCAUUUACACUACAUAUGUAACCUACUUCACUGACAAUGGGCGAUACAAUGUAAAAGUCAAAGUAACUGCUUCGCCGGAGUCUGUUGUUGUGAAAAAUAAGAUCGUCGGUACAGGUGGAAGCGGAGCGGCCGGGAGAAAGCGAGAUCGAAGAGAGACCGGAUACAUACAACGGACGGAAGAUUUUCAGCGCGUGACGUCAGCAGGGUCCUUUAAGCUACAGAACUUUACAGAAGGCGUUGACGCUUUUCCUCCUGCAAAGGUGACAGACUUACGAGUCAGUGCGGACGAUGUUACGAAGGCAGUGACACUCAGCUGGACGGCCACAGGGGAAGAUCUAGACCAAGGGACGGUAUCUUCUUAUGUGUUGUGGAAAUCCAAAGAUUUUGAGACAGUCUACUCUAACCAUUGGAAUGCCACAAAGGUACAGGUUAAUAUAACACCAGAGGCUGCUGGUAAAGAAGAAAACUACACGAUUACUGUCGAGGAAACAGGAAACGUGACCUAUUAUUUUGCCCUGGAGGCCGUGGACAAUAGCGGUAACGUCAGCCCGCGCUCUAACAUCGUCUCCGUGUCGCUGAAGUACCUGAAUGACGGAGUAACUCAUAGUCGUAUUGUGCCUGAGCCCACCCUGAACUUACCCUUAAUAGUCGGCUGUGUAGUCGGAAGCUUCGUUCUCAUCACUCUCAUCAUUGCCGGAAUUAUUAUCUACAUAUACGGGCGAAAAAAGGGACACUGGAGUGUCAACUCUGGAGUGGAGCUUCAGCAAAAUGAUAAGGGGCAGCAGAUGAAGUAUUAG